UACAGGGCCAGGACCUCGGGGCAUCCGUCGUAAGGAUUGGGGGUUCCUGAGAUUCUUGGGAGGAGAGUGCUGAAUGGGACAGGAAAGGUCCAUGAGGCCCAGGUCCGUAAGGGAGGGAUUAGACAAAAUCAGUUCCUGGGAACCUGAGCGGGGAGGGGAGGGCAGCUUAAGAGGGGCCAGGGGGAGUGGUGGACCAGACAAGGGGGUCCAUUCAUUUGUUUGACAAGUGGGGGGUAGAGCGUAGAGCUGGGGCUUGGGGCAGCUGGGACUGUGUGACAGGAAGAUGUGGGUGAUUGUUGGGCCAGACUGGGGGCCAGGGAGAAGAGGGAAGGAAGUAAUUGGAGGUGCAGGCUUUUGUGUCAUGCCUGGAGAUGAGAGACUCAGGGUGCUGGAGGGCGGGUGUGUCAAGCACUGUCAGCACAAACGAGACAAAAUUCUCAUUCUCUCAGGCUCACCUUCUAUUGGGAGGAGAUGGGAAAAGAAACCAAUGCAUGAUUUAGUUUAUAAAUAUUGGGUGGUGCAUGGGGCCAUGAGAAAAAUGAGCAGGGGCAGGGGCUAGUGAGUACUGGGGGGAACCUUUAGGUGGCCCAGGAAUGCCUCUCUGAGAAGGUGACAUGUGAGCUGAGAGCUGGAUGAAGUGAGGUUGCACGUGCACAUAAUGAAGUUUCUCUACCCUUUCCUAGACCUCCUUCCCUCACCCCACCCCCAAGUGGAACAUUCCAGGCAGACGCCACAGGAAGCGCAAAGGCUUUGUGGCAGGAACCAGCUGGCCCUGGAGAAGGCCCCCAAAGAAAAAACCAACCAGCCAGCACGCCAGCAGCCCCGCCAGGGACCCACCAAUGAGGCACAGAUGGCAGCAGCAGCAGCCCUGGCCCGACUUGAGCAGAAGCAGCCCAGGGCUCGAGGCCCCACGUCACAGGACCUCAUCCGGAACCAGGUGAGAAAGGAACUUCCAGCUGAAGCGUCUGUCAGUGGGAGUUCGCAAGCCUCAGGGACUAACAUGGUAGCUGAGCCCAAAGAGGAAGGCUCAACUCACCUGGCGGCGCCUGGAGUGUAUUUCACCUGCCCGCUCACAGGGGCCAUCCUGAGGAAGGACCAGCGGGACACCCGAAUCAAGGAGGCCAUUCUCUCACACUUCUCCACUGACCCAGUAGCUGCCUCCAUCAUGAAGAUCCACACGUUCAACAAAGACCGGGACAGGGUGAAGCUGGGUGUGGACACCAUCGCCAAGUACCUGGACAAUAUCCAUCUGCACCCCGAGGAGGAGAAGUACCGGAAGAUCAAGCUGCAGAACAAGGUGUUCCAGGAGCGCAUUAACUGUCUGGAAGGGGCCCACGAGUUUUUUGAGGCCAUUGGCUUCCAGAAGACAUUGUUACCAGUUCCGGAUCAGGAGGGCCCCGAAGAGUUCUACGUGCUAAGCGAGGCCGCCUUGGCCAAACCCGAGAACCUGGAAAUACACAAGGAGCAGCUGCUGUGCGGCGAGCCUGUGCGGGCCACACUGAUCCGCCAACGCCGUGUCUUCCGGCCCUCACCCAUGGCCUCCCAGUUUGACCUGCCCCCUGACUUCUUCAACCUCACGACUGAGGAGGCCAAACGGGAGCAGAAGCUCAGGUCUGAGGCGGUGGAGCGGCUGAGCAUGCUGCGGACCAAGGCCAUGCGGGAGAAGGAGGAGCAGAGGGAGAUGCGCAAGUACACUUACACACUGCUGCGUGUCCGUCUCCCUGAUGGCUGCCUCCUCCAGGGGACCUUCUAUGCCCGGGAGCGGGUGGCGGCACUGUAUAGCUUUGUCCGGGAGGCCCUGCAGAACGACUGGCUGCCCUUUGAGCUGCUGGCCUCGUGUGGGCAGAAGUUGUCGGAGGAUGAGAACUUGGCCUUCAAUGAGUGUGGGCUGGUGCCCUCAGCCCUCCUGACCUUCUCGUGGGACAUGGCAGUGCUAGAGGACAUUAAGGCCGCGGGGGCUAAGCCAGACUCAUCUAUCCUGAAGCCCGAGCUCCUGUUGGCCAUCGAGAAGCUCUCGUGAAAUAAAAGCAGGGUUGGCUUCAGCCCCCAUGGGUCUGUCUCCUGCUUCCUCCACCUCUGCUUACGUCCUCAUUCUCCCUCCACUUCAAGGCCUCCCAGCCUCCUCUGGGACUGCCCAGCCCAUGGGCAAGGGAGAGCGACUGGUUGGCCUGUGACCGCCACUGAGGGCUUUCAAGCAACAGCUGCUGUGCUGUCCUUGGUAGCAUUCUCCAGCUGCUAUUUAACCUAAUUAACGGAACCCCAGGCAUGACAGACCUGGGCACCUCCCUGGAUAGGAAUAGGCCUGCAGCUUGGGUCCAGGCCCCAUGGCUGGCCCUGAGGCUGUCCUGUGGAACUGCUGGUGAUAGUGGCAUAAGAUAGAGAUGCUGGGCCUGGGCAGAGUUCUGUAACACUAAGUUCUGAAUCCAAAUAAACAGGCUGUUUGACUAGUC
This is a messenger RNA of Myotis brandtii (Brandt's bat), 2450 nucleotides long. RefSeq names its product UBX domain protein 6 (gene UBXN6). The transcript is spliced from 10 exons. Gene Ontology annotation, cellular component: cytoplasm. Gene Ontology annotation, molecular function: protein binding. Lineage: Eukaryota; Metazoa; Chordata; Mammalia; Chiroptera; Vespertilionidae. The record is from RefSeq and is a predicted model, not a curated record. The coding region runs from base 659 to 2020 and encodes 453 amino acids.